AAACCGACAGAGUAGCGUGUUUAAAUUAGUACCGGCACAACUGUCGUACGUUUAACAUGUCAGUGUCGAAUAGUGAAGAGUGAAUUUAAAUUUAGUGAAGAAAUGUUUUGAUAAAGUGACAAUGAAAGUGUGGAUUUUCCUGACGCUUUUCCUGGCGGUUGAAGCCGACCUCCUGGACCUUUAUGUCGAAGACAUGGACCAGGCGAUGCGGCCCAGGGCCAGAAGAGCUCCCAAGGUGCCUUUUAAAAUCGGGGAUUACAAGAAGCAGAAGCUGGAUGUCGAUGACAACUGGACAAUUGGAAAAAAGCAUUUUAAGAGCAAGAUUUUGAACGUAGAUGGUCUGGAGAUUCCUAAUCUUAAAGAGCAGAACCAGAACAGAGAUUUCGAGCUUGUUAAGAGCAAUCGGAUGCUGGAUUUGCUGGAGGGAUUUGGAAGGAGGAAGAGAAGUGUUAAUAGGAAGACUGAGGAAGUUUUUCAGCCGAGUUUUGUGAAAGGGGAAAUCAAGAGACAGAAGCGCGUUCGAAGAGGUGAUUUAAAAGUUAAGUUAAAUUUUACCAGGCACGAGGUCCUGGAUGACCUUGGUGAUGUCCUGCUGGAAUGGGACAUUUCUGGAGAAGAUGUGGUUACAUUUAGAGUCACUGCUAGGACUAAGGGGUACGUUGGGAUUGGGUUUAAUGACAAUGGACACAUGAAGGGAGCGGAUAUUAUUCUGACCUGGGUGGAUGACCAUUCUGGUGUUGUCAAUCUCUUGGAUUCACACGGUGAUGAUGAUGCCAAUGCAUCUCCGAUCACAGACGCCUCCCAAGAUGUUAAGAUAAUCGAGGGCUUUCAGAACGACACCCACACCUCGGUUACGUUCUCACGGGCAUGGCAAACCUGCGAUCCAGACGAUUACCACUUAACCGAAGAUAGUGUGAGAGUGAUCUGGGCGAUGCACGAGUCAGACCCCGAAUUGAGCACCCCAGUGUGGCACCAUGAGCCCCGAGGAUCCCGCAAGCUGAGAAUCAGAGCUCCAGCGGACAGAAAAGCACCUGCUAAAUCUGUUGGAGUCAGACAUUGGGACGUCAAGUUGAACCAGUUCGCCGUGGACGGAAAAGACAAUACUGUCUACUGGUGCAAGAUUUUCGCAGCUCCGGUUAGAGAGAAGCACCAUAUGAUCGGGUAUGAGCCGCUGAUAGACAAAGGCAACGAAGAUCUAGUGCAUCACAUAAUCCUCUACGAAUGCGCUUCUACAUCCCCGACGUUGAAAGAGCACGCACGGAUUGUUGGGACUGCUUGCUAUACGUCGAUCAUGCCAAGAGAGUGGGACUCUUGCAUCCAACCUAUCGUCGUUUGGACCCGCGGCAGCAAAGGUGAUUGGCUGCCGGAACACGUGGGACUGCCAGUGGCGGAGCACCAAGAAGGCUCGUACUACAUGUUGCAGGUGCAUUACAACAACCCAGGCUUGAAGAAAGCGGUUGAUAGCAGCGGAGUGAGGCUCCAUUUGACCUCAGAACUUCGGCCACAAGAAGCUGGGAUAUUCGUUUCGGGGAUUGCUGUGUCUCCGUUGCAUCUUAUCCCGCCGAAGCAGAAGGAAUAUGCUACUGCUGGUUACUGCGAUACUCGCUGUACCGACGCGCUGCUUCCAAAAGAAGGGGUCAAUGCGGUGUCUGUUGUCCUGCACUCGCAUCUGGCAGGAAGGAAGAUGAGUUUAAAGCACAUCAGAGAAGGCAAAGAACUCCCGCACAUUAUCAGAGAGAACCGUUUUGAUUUCGAUUACCAGCAAUCCCACAGUUUGCAAGAGGAAGUUAAAAUUCUACCCGGUGAUGAAUUGGUCACCGAAUGCGUUUACGGAACUGAAGACAGAACGCGGCCGACUAUGGGCGGAUACGCCGCCACACAGGAAAUGUGCCUGGCUUUUGUGGUUUAUUAUCCGCGAACCCAGUUGGCAGGCUGCUAUAGCACAUCUCCACCAAAAGAUUUCUUCAAGACUCUCGGAGUUUAUGACUUCAAGGGAGUUUCUUUGGACAAUUUGGAGAAGCUCUUCCUGACUUCUGGAACUGACGGAGUGAUGCAACCGUCUACAGUCCAGCAACUUCCAGUGUACCCAGCGGUCAGACCCAGAGAUGAAGUGGACCAAGAGGUCAUCAGAGAAGCCCAGUCUGCUUUGAAGGCCAUGGACGACUUCUUGGAAACUGAAGAUGAGGACGUAAUCUUCACUAGGUUGGUGAUUGACAACCCAGAAGAGUUCCGCGGCAGGACUUUGGCAGAACAUCUCCAAAACUUGCCCUGGACUGAGGAACUCCUUGCUAGGAGCAUUGAACGAAGCUUCUACCGAGGCAGGCACAUGACCUUCUGCCGCAGGCGCGACGAUAAAUUGGCGUUGCCUUCUGUAGUCAGAGAGUUUCCAAACUACACUGCUUUGGUUGAGCCAAAAAGAACCGUCUGCUCAAAAAAAGUCGUCACUUCUGCUGGGAUCAAGAUUCUUCCAAGCUUGGUUGUCAUUUUUGGAUUGCUAGGGUUCUUCUGCUGAUCGGCCAGUUUUGACUUGUAUAUUUAUAGAUUAUAUUAUUUGUAGCCUAUUUAUUAUAGAAUUCUGCUAAGAAGAUCAAAAAAUCUGUGGAAAAAUUUUUUUGGCAUGAAAAUCAAACUUAUCACCUAAUUUUUCCACAGAAAUAGAGUUUUGAUUUGCCUUUAAUUAUAUGAUAACGUGAAUAAAUUAAAGGUAAUUUUGUAAAAAGAAAUAUAAACAUGAGAUUCCAUUUGUACAUAUUUAUUUAUAAGAUAACUUAAGAGCUUACAAGCAUAAGAUUUACAAAAAAAGAAUAUUAUUUUUAUUAUUCACCAGGAUUUAAUUUCUCCGUGUACAUUUUAAGUGUUA
Molecule: messenger RNA, 2860 nt
Organism: Cotesia glomerata
Lineage: Eukaryota; Metazoa; Arthropoda; Insecta; Hymenoptera; Braconidae
Product: MOXD1 homolog 1-like
Exons: 7
Coding region: 122-2512 (796 amino acids)
Biological process (GO): octopamine biosynthetic process; dopamine catabolic process; norepinephrine biosynthetic process
Cellular component (GO): secretory granule membrane
Molecular function (GO): copper ion binding; dopamine beta-monooxygenase activity
Source: RefSeq, a predicted model, not a curated record